Molecule: messenger RNA, 6347 nt
Organism: Echinops telfairi (small Madagascar hedgehog)
Lineage: Eukaryota; Metazoa; Chordata; Mammalia; Afrosoricida; Tenrecidae
Gene: ADCYAP1R1
Product: ADCYAP receptor type I
Exons: 18
Coding region: 384-1886 (500 amino acids)
Biological process (GO): cell surface receptor signaling pathway; adenylate cyclase-modulating G protein-coupled receptor signaling pathway
Cellular component (GO): plasma membrane; neuron projection
Molecular function (GO): vasoactive intestinal polypeptide receptor activity; G protein-coupled peptide receptor activity; peptide hormone binding
Source: RefSeq, a predicted model, not a curated record
CGCAGAGCUCCGGGCUCGGCGCGCGCUCCGGGUGCAGACACUGCCCAGCCGGGGCGGCGUGGGGCGCGGAUCCCGUCGUCCGCUGCUCAACCUCCCUCCCGGCGGGGCCGCGGGGCGGCGGCGAAAGGGGGCUCCAGGCCGAUCGACCACAGCAGCUCCGCAGCCCUGCGGCAGGUCCCCGGGGACCAGACUUGUCUAUCGUUGACUGACGAUGAGUUCAGCCCCAGACCUGCAGGGGGAGUAAGGACCAUCCUAUCCUGAGUUCUACCAGUCUUCAGCUAACCCGAGCCAAGCCUUGUCUUCCUCUUCAGCACAGACGCCCGGGGGUCCAGCAGCUACGCGGACAGUGAAACCUGCGCCCGCUUUCCCGACGGAGCAACAUCAUGGCCACUGGCAUUCCGCAGGCCUGCCUGGCCGCUGUCGCUGUCCUCUUGCUGCCUAUGGCCACUGCCAUGCACUCUGACUGCAUCUUCAAGAAGGAGCAAGCCAUGUGCCUGGAGAAGAUCCAGAGGGCAAAUGACCUGAUGCUGAGUGCGAAUGACUCCUCCCCCGGCUGCCCCGGGAUGUGGGACAACAUCACGUGUUGGAAGCCAGCCCAUGUGGGGGAGAUGGUUCUUGUCAGCUGCCCUGAGCUCUUCCGGAUCUUCAACCCAGACCCAGCCUGGGAGACUGAAUCCAUCGGAGAGUCUGACUUUGAUGACAGUAACUCCUUGGGUCUCUCAGACACAGGGGUGGUGAGCCGGAACUGCACGGAAGAGGGCUGGUCAGAGCCCUUCCCUCACUACUUCGAUGCUUGUGGGUUUGCUGAGUAUGAAUACGAGACUGGGGACCAGGACUACUACUACCUGUCGGUGAAAGCCCUCUACACCGUUGGCUAUAGCACAUCCCUUGUCACCCUCACCACGGCCAUGGUCAUCUUGUGUCGCUUCCGGAAGCUGCACUGCACCCGGAAUUUCAUCCACAUGAACCUGUUCGUGUCGUUCAUGCUGAGGGCCAUCUCUGUCUUCAUCAAGGACUGGAUCCUGUACGCGGAGCAGGACAACAACCACUGUUUCAUCUCCACUGUGGAGUGCAAGGCCAUCAUGGUUUUCUUCCACUACUGCGUGGUGUCCAACUACUUCUGGCUGUUCAUCGAGGGCCUGUACCUCUUCACCCUGCUGGUGGAGACCUUCUUCCCGGAGAGAAGAUACUUCUACUGGUACACCAUUAUUGGCUGGGGGACCCCCACUGUGUGUGUGACGGUGUGGGCUGUGCUGAGGUUCUACUUCGAUGAUUCAGGCUGCUGGGACAUGAAUGACAAUACGGCUCUGUGGUGGGUGAUCAAAGGGCCUGUGGUUGGUUCCAUCAUGGUUAACUUCGUGCUCUUCGUUGGCAUCAUCGUCAUCCUUGUGCAGAAACUUCAGUCUCCAGACAUGGGGGGCAACGAGUCCAGUGUUUACUUCAGCUGCGUGCAGAAAUGCUACUGCAAGCCACAGCGGGCUGAGCAGCACUCUUGCAAGAUGUCAGAACUGUCCACCAUUACUCUACGGCUGGCACGCUCCACCCUGCUGCUCAUCCCGCUGUUUGGAAUUCACUACACGGUCUUCGCCUUUUCCCCGGAGAACGUCAGCAAGAGAGAGAGACUUGUGUUUGAGCUGGGGCUGGGCUCCUUCCAGGGCUUCGUCGUGGCGGUCCUCUAUUGCUUCCUGAACGGGGAGGUGCAGGCGGAGAUCAAGCGCAAGUGGCGGAGCUGGAAGGUGAACCGCUAUUUCACCAUGGACUUCAAGCACCGGCACCCAUCCCUGGCCAGCAGUGGUGUCAACGGGGGCACCCAGCUCUCCAUCCUGAGCAAAAGCAGCUCCCAGAUCCGCAUGUCCGGCCUCCCGGCUGACAACCUGGCGACCUGAGUCCCACCCCAUGUCCCCUUCUCUCCUCCACAGCACAGGCCGGGGCGGUGGGCAGGCGGGUAGUGUGUGGCCCACGCGUGUUUGCACCUCUUCCCUUCCCCCGGCCGGCCUGGGCUGCUGGCUUGGCUCCUGGAUGUGGGGAGGAGGAUUCAGGGCACAGAACGCUAUGUCCCCUCUUCAUUGUUGACACUGGCCCCUACCUGCCCUGGCUCCCUGGGUCCUGAUCCCAGACCUGUAAAUAACUCAUCCAAUUUGGAAAAGUUGCCACCUCCCUUGCCCCUUGGUCCAGGGUCCUUGCUCAUGCCCAGGCAGGCCCCCAGCUCCAUCUCCACUGCAUCGCCACCAGCCUCCAUGGCGGCCUGACUCCUUGUGAGCAGAGGUCAAACAGAUAGCCCUGCCCCAGCAGUGUCUGAUUCUGGGUGCGCCCCCGUGGGAGUCCGCUCACACCGUGCACUGCCCUUCCUGUCCUGGGCCCAGCUCUUGAGCUGGCCAGAGGGGCAGCAUGGCCUCAGACCAGGGGCCUCCUCAUGCUUCUCCAGAGUCCAGGGCUCUGGAUGCCAGACUCCUGGGUACUGGCCAGUGGGACAGAGACUUGAGCAUGGGCAGGGGCUGUGGGUCAGAGAAAGCUCUGGUGCUUUCCCCGUGGCCCAAGAAGAAGAACCGAGAGCCUGGCAUGUGGAGGGUCUGAUGGAAGGAGUCUGGGAGAUCCGUGGGAGAAGCCCUCUUAGUUCCUUCAUCCCCCACUACCACCUCAAGAUGGGCAAGGAUUCUGCAGAGAGUCUCCAUUCUGCCCCUCCUGCUCCCAGCAUCAGUGACAGCAGGUGAGAGAUGGCCCCAGAGGUGAUAUGUCCGAACAUGCCCACUCCAGAGCCCCUCAGCUUCCUGCUCCCCAUUUCGCACGUCAAAGCCAUGGCUAGGAUGAACCAAUGAGCCAGCCCCGUGCUUGUGAUGUCAGCAAAUUCCGAAGCGGGGCAUCCUCUUCACCCAACCGCCCUCUGUUGACAGUGAGGAGCCUCAGCCAGCAGCUCCUGGGGCUUGGGCUCCGCUAUUGAACUCUUUCUGGGACCUUUGGGCCACCAGAGGGUGCGACAGUGUCUGGAAAAGAAGAUCAUUAGGCAGAUGAUGCUGAAGAGGCAGGGGUGGCCACUCCCCGACACCUGCCCAGCUUCCCCAGCUGGAAGCUGCACCUGCAUGGCCACUACCCUGAGAAUCGAGAUGGAGGCAGGGCUCCUUUCAGGGAAGAAGAGACGCGCUCUGCAUCGCCAUGGCCCCAUGUGGGCCCAGUGAAUUCCAUGUCUGCCCUUGGCCCAAGUCUGUGUGCAGGCUUGUCUCAUGAUUGUGUUCUGCAGUGUCUGGCGUUUGGGUCCAGGGACAUGCUGCUCUGGCUGCUGUUGUAAAGCAGAAGAGCCCAGGGGACCGGUGGGAUUGUCCCUGGAGAAGCCAUCAUUGACUGGGAAAGGGCCAGACUGCUGUGGUCCAGCGAUGAGCCGUGUCCUUGUACAGUAAAGCCCAGCUGGGUCCCCAGCCUUUGGAAAAGCAGGGGUGGAGGGAAGGGAACGGUUGCUUCCCUGUUCUUGGGCACAUUUGGUGAACUCAGGCUGACCAGGGGGAAGCAGGGACCCAUGCACCCAACUCCAUUAUCCCUCACAGGUGUGUGACCCAGGCCAGCGUCCACUGGCUGCCCCCACUUUGGACACCAUUAGGGGCUCCUUGGAGGGUGCUGUGGCUUAGGGCCCAGAGAUCAGUCAGCCUCCUACUGCUGAGACUGGACUCAACGCGUCAGUGUGAGACCUCGGUUCCCCCAUUUGUGAGAUGAGGCACUCACAGUGCUUCCCCGGCUCUGUUCAUGGGCAGUUGUCCAGUUCAAUGGCCAGGCAGGUCAAAGGGCUGGCGUGACAUUUACAUUUUUGAUGUGUAGCUGUGUGCUAUACAUAUGCAUAUAUGUGUGUGUAUGGAUGGGCGUGCUGUUUAUUUUCCCUUUCUUAGAAGGGGACCUGUCUCCUCCAUGUGAGCACCACGGGGAAACUGGUGGGGCAGGCUCUGUUCCGGAGGGAAGGGCCAGGCCAGGGGUAUUUGAACAGGUGUCUUGGAUGUGAUGGUGAGGUGCAGACAGAGCCAUACACCUGGUCAUGGUAGGGCUUCCUGUGGGGGUGGGCAGGGGUCACUUCUGGAUCACAGGAGCUGUUCCCUGGGGAGAGGUCCCACUCCUUUAUCAUGACCCCCACUAGCAAGUGGUCUUCACUGUGGGAGAAGAACCCUUAACGUUAUAGAUGUAUUAUCCUACAAUGACCAAAACACAACCCUGACCCCCAGAUCCUGUGCUGCCACCUGAGUUCCGAGCCGGGGUCCCCCCAGAGGUUCUGGUUCCCAUCAGUGGGCUUUGCUGUCUGCGGGGGUGACUGCUGCCUUGUGGCUGAAUGUUCCAGGAGUGCAGGCAGCUGGCCUUCAGGGUCGCAGGCAGUGUGGGGACAGCUUAAAUCUGAGUACGUAGACUCUGCCCUUUCUGACGCUCUGUUUUCAAAUCCAUAAAGUGGGCAGUAAGACUUAAUGGUUUGUACAGGACAUUGCAGCUCAGAAAUUCACUGUCUAAACACCAGUCAUGGACUCUGAGUGGGUCCCAAGUAGGACCGAGCUAUUUUUCUGGACUGAAACACAUGUCUUGUGAGGAAGAGUUGGGAGACUUGGGAAUGGUGGGAUUAGAGAGGAGCAGCCCUACAGUGGCCUGUCUCCAUGUCUCUAGGGGAUUGUUACUUCCGAAGGGGUUAUUCUUGUUCUAUGCAAUCCUAAAGAACAGAACUCUGACCCAUGGGAGGCUAAAUUCUGCUUGGGACAGUGCCAUUUCUCAUGGCUGUCCAGCCACAGUACAGUGUCCAGAGAGCAACCUCUGCCAAGUGGAGAUGGGCUUCCAAGUCCGGGAUGCUAAGGCUAUCAGGGGCCUGGGAUGGGGUCAGAGCGUGGGACUUGGGCGCUGCUGAGGGUUCACGAGUCUCCAGGCUAAGGCCAGCCACGUUCUUUGUCUCAGUGGGAAACUGUGCCCUCCUUGAAUCUGGGCCAUGGAUCUAGAGUGAGUCCUCCCUAAAAAAAGUCCCUGACCUAGGUUCUCUGGAGAACAGAGCCAGGCCCAAGGCUUGGGAUCCUCCAUAUCCGUUAACACCCACCUCCACCGCUGACUCACCUCCUCGCUUGGCUCUUGUCAGUCCCAGGAAAGGAGAAUGCAAAGGGGGUUUCUCUGAAAUUCUCUGAGGACCCCUGCUCCCUUCAAAGUGGGAGCCAUGAGUCCUUUGUCACUAGGAGUCCCUACUUGAGCACAGGAUCCACGAGACCAGUUGGAAGAGCCCUGAGCAGGGAAUGGGGAAUGAGGUUUUCUCCCAGUUCUGUCAGGGACCUGCUGUUCCACCUUGGCAUAUUUCCCACAGAGAGAUGGCAUGGGUUGGGGUGGCGGGAUUCACAAAAAUCCUAGAGCUGGGAGGAAGCUUGGAGUUCUUCAGAUCAAAGUUCCCCGUUGGAUGCAUAAGAAAACACUUAGCAGGGAUGUCCAGCAUGGCGCUUGUAUCCAAUGUGCUAUAUAAUGGUCCACAUGAGCCAGAAUGCCACUCCCAGUAAAACAUCCAAUAGACAUGCAGUGUUGCACAGGAGGGGCGCUGGAGAUACAGUUUUCCAGGACAUGAGGUGCGAUGUGGGAGAAGCCUGCUUACUAACCGGCUUCCCCACCUGUGAGAUUCCAAGCCCUCACCUCUCUGGACCUCAGCCUCCUCAUCUGAGAAAUGGGUAGACAAGCUUUGCCUGGUCUACCCCACAGGUCAGAGAAAUGGUUCAAGUCGAAUCUUCCUGUGUGUAACGUGCUUUGAAAGUGGCAUAUGUGUGGACUGGCUACUGGGAUGAAGCCCUGACCCUCCUGAAAGAUCCUUUUGCUCUUUGUCUAUGGCUACUGCUUUGAGCCCUCCCAGAUUAACCUUUGCCCCAUUCAUUCACACCACCAGCAUCGGGGACAAGGAGGCAGCCAGGAGGCUCUGGGAAACACAGAAUUCCAGUAUUCUCUUUGUCAGCCUUCUGCUUUUUCUCUUGGGGUUAGGGUGGGGAGACGUGAGGCAGCAUUUCCAUGUGAGCCUUUCAGAAUCUUUUCAAGGAUCUGGACUAUCUCUCCAGUGGGCUGUGACCCAUACCUCCUCUUUUCCUUGAGCUCCAAGUUCCCGGAUGUGUGUCUUGUCUGGUGUCUGUCCGUCUGCUGUAGCUUUGCUUCGGUCAGGGCUUGAGUGGCACAGCCCUUGGCAUCCCAAGAGGCAUGUUACCGAGCUCACUCCUGGGAGCUGGCCCAGCCUGGGCUUCCUCUCACACGGUCAAGAUACGUCCCCGCAGAUCUCACUGCUGUUGCCGUUGCCGCUCAUGCUGUGCUGACUACCUGGUCCAGAUUUUAAGGAUGUCAACUUAUGUAGAUGAUUCAAUAAAUGUCUUAGCCCUUUU